Molecule: messenger RNA, 352 nt
Organism: Caenorhabditis elegans
Lineage: Eukaryota; Metazoa; Nematoda; Chromadorea; Rhabditida; Rhabditidae
Gene: C50B6.1
Product: DUF4817 domain-containing protein
Exons: 4
Coding region: 35-352 (105 amino acids)
Source: RefSeq, marked reviewed
AAAGCAAAUACCAUUCCAGGGUCGACAGAAAGCUAUGCUUCUGCAAGUUAUGGACCGUACGAAAUGGCCACAAGGCUCAGUCGAUCGGCAGAAAGUUGCCGAUAAGGUAAAUUUGGCAUACCAUCAGAUAACACAUCAAUACCGUGUUCACCCAGAAAACCAGAUGUACAUGCAAAACAGCAAACGGCAGACUAGAGAGAAGAUUACUUCUGAGCAGAAGUUCCAACUUGAGAAAGCUUUGCUGGAAAAUCCCAAGCCACUAAUGGGAAGUGUGGACCGAGAACAUUUUCGUCGAGAGAAAUGCCCAACUGUUCGCCGCGACCAGUUUGAACACUUUCUCAAGAGAAAUUAA